Molecule: messenger RNA, 1362 nt
Organism: Cordyceps militaris CM01
Lineage: Eukaryota; Fungi; Ascomycota; Sordariomycetes; Hypocreales; Cordycipitaceae
Product: C6 finger domain protein
Exons: 3
Coding region: 1-1362 (453 amino acids)
Biological process (GO): regulation of transcription by RNA polymerase II
Molecular function (GO): DNA-binding transcription activator activity, RNA polymerase II-specific; zinc ion binding
Source: RefSeq, a predicted model, not a curated record
AUGCCCGAGAGUGCCCGCACCACGCGCCGACGCACGCGCAGCAGCCAGGCCGUCUUCAAGCCGCGGCGCUCCCACCGCAAGUCGCGCAACGGGUGCGCCGAGUGCCGGCGGCGCCACAUCCGCUGCGACAAGAACCGGCCCGUGUGCCUGCACUGCGGCACGGGCGAGCGCGCCUGCGAGUACCCGACAGCAGCGGACGACUCGGACGGCCAUGUCUCGGGGCCUGCUGCGACGAGCCCCUCGGAUACUGCCACGGCGGGACCAACAACUCCCGCCGACGAACGCCCGGCCGCCGCGCCCGACGACGUCUUCUCCGCCACGGACCUCGUCAUCUUCCACCACGCGCAGACGGCCAUGCAGCACGUCGGCCUCGGCCGCAAGGGCCAGUUCCACAAGGUCCUCGCGCUGGGGAUGCGGCACCGCGCGCGCGCCCCGUACCUGCUCGACCAGCUCCUCGCGCUCGCCUGCGUGCACCUGUCGUUCCACCUGCACCAGUACACGACGCCGACACCGCCCGCCGCGUCCGUAUACGCCGGCCUCACCGCCUCCGGCCUGCGCCACCACGCCACCGCGCGGCAGACGCGCGCCGUCGCCGCCUUCAACGCGCACGUGCGCCAGGUCUCGGGCGACGUCGACGUCAACAGCGCGCGCUUCCUCUUCGCCGGCGUGCUCAGCCUGCAGUGCCUGGCCGAGACGCUCAGCGUGCUGCGCGCGGCGCCCACCGCCGACCAGCACCCGCUCGGCUUUGGCGACUUUGUCGACAGCGUCGUGGCGUGCUUCCAGCUGCACGCCGGGGUGCGCGUGGCCACGGGCGGCACGCUGCGCGAGUUCCUGCCGCAGUCGGCCGAGCUGCGCGACAUUAUGGACUUUCUGCACGUUGCGGACGCGGGCGACGAUGACUGGAACGCGCAGCCGCGCGGGCGCGAGUGCGCCUCGCUGCUGGCGCUGCUCGCGCGCGGCGAGUCGGACAUGGGCUGGUCGUUUGACAUGUGCCACGGGCUGGCGGUGCACGACGGGCCGCACGCGGCGUCGGCGUUUGCGGUCACGGCGCCGGCGGGGUAUGUUGAGGCCCUGCGGCGGCGCGCACCAGAGGCGCUCGUCAUCUUGGCGUACUAUGGCGUGCUGCUGCACCGCUGCCGCGAGUGCUGGAUCUUUGGCGACGCCGGCGCGCGCAUGGUCCGGGCUGUGGCUGACCAUGUCGGGGCGAGACGUGCGGAAGCUGACGAGGCUUUUUCAGGAGGCGGGAAUGCAAAUGGGAUAACUGAGAAGCUGGCUGCUGGUGUCGCGGGCGGUGUAUACACGCGGCACGGCACGCACACAGCCGCUGUCUGGGAACGCGCGGUUUCCCCCGCCGCGAGGUAA